AUGUCGCACUUCCCCUUCCCUUUAGGUCUCUCCUCCCCUUUCCCCCAGGUUGCACUUCCCCUUCCCUUUAGGUUGCACUUCCCCUUCCCUUUAGGUCUCUCCUCCCCUUUCCCCCACGUCGCACUUCCCCUUUGCUUUAGGUCGCACUUCCCCUUCCCUUUACGUCUCUCCUCCCUUUUCCCCCAGGUCGCACUUCCCCUUCCCUUUAGGUCGCACUUCCCCUUCCCUUUAGGUCUCUCCUCCCCUUUCCCCCAGGUCGCACUUCCCCUUCGCUUUAGGCUCUUCCAGGGGUGGUUCCAAGGAGCGAGGGCGCUUCUAUCGUUCCCCUCUCGUCUCUGCGACAAGCUGGCCGCGCUGUCUGCACUGCAGGAGCGCGACUCGGCGCGCGCCGCCACUUGCAGAGCGGAGCUGCGGAACGCGCUGCAGCACAUUGCAGGUGGAAAGAGGCAGAGGCGGACUGCCAGACGUUGUCGUCGUCGUUGGUGCUGA
Molecule: messenger RNA, 489 nt
Organism: Closterium sp. NIES-65
Lineage: Eukaryota; Viridiplantae; Streptophyta; Zygnematophyceae; Desmidiales; Closteriaceae
Source: the annotation of a GenBank genome assembly